AACAUACAGUGAACAUACGACUGAAACGCGCACGUAGGCAGUGAACGUGCUGGGGCUGGGCCAGUCAGAAUGUGCCAGUCUUGGGAACGCCCAGAGAAUGCAACGUCUCACUUCUGUUUCCUGCUUCCGUUUGGGUCGUCAGGAUGGACUAUGAGAAUCUCCAUCCUCACUUUAAAGUGCACUGCUUAUGAUAUUUUUUUAAACACUGAAGCUAUAAACCACAGCGAUGCAGACACUCACACCACACGUGUACUGGGCACAACGUCAUAGCGAAAUUUACCUGCGCGUUGAACUCUGUGAUGCCAAGAAUAUUGACAUCAGUGUGCAAGAGAACACCCUUCAAUUUAGAGCACGGGGGCAUGGAGCCAAAGGAGAAAAUGAAUAUGAAUUCAGCCUGGAUUUUCUAGGGCCUGUAAAACCAGAGGUGCGUCACAAGUCUACCCAGCGUCAGGUGAACAUUUUGGUGAAGAAGCAGGAGCACUGCUGGUGGGAUCGACUCACUCUGCAGGAGAGGAAGCCUCUCUUCCUCGUCCCAGACUUUGACCGCUGGCUGGACGAAUCAGAUGCAGAGAUGGAGCUUCAGGCUAAGGAGGAAGAAAAAAUAAACAAGGUCAGCAUAGAAUCAAGAGUUCGUAAAGAUCCAUACCUUGGUCUGAAGAAGGGCUAUCUAUUUAUGUACAACCUGGUGCAGUUCCUUGGCUUCUCCUGGAUCUUUGUCAACAUGACUGUUCGCCUGUUCAUACUCGGUCAAGAUUCCUUCUACGACACAUUUCACACCACGGCUGAUAUGAUGUACUUCUGUCAAAUGAUGGCUGUGGCUGAAGUCAUUAACGCUGCACUGGGCCUGGUCAGGACAGGGGUCCUCCCAGCCAUGAUUCAGGUUGCAGGGAGGAACGUGAUCUUGUUUGUCAUUUUUGGAAGCCUAGAGGAAAUGCAGAACAGGCCUGUUGUCUUUUUUGUGUUCUACUUGUGGAGCUCCAUUGAGAUCUUCAGAUACCCAUUCUACAUGCUGGCAUGCAUUGACACUGAAUGGAAACUUCUAACCUGGCUGAGAUACACUAUCUGGAUGCCACUUUACCCAAUGGGGGUUGUGGCAGAGGCCGUAGCUGUGAUCCAGUCUCUGCCGAUCUUCGACGAGACGCUCAUGUACAGCAUUCCCCUCCCCAAAGCCCUGGGCCGGUCCUUCAGUUUCUCAUAUACACUGCGGCUCUACCUUCUCCUCAUGUUUUUGGGUCUUUUCAUCAACUUCCGUCACCUGUAUAAGCUGAGGAGAAGACGGUUCCGCUCCAGGAAGAGGAAAAUGAACUGAAGACGAGGAACAUGUCCUCAUUCUACCUCCAACCCCCCCCCCCCCCCCUCCUUUAAACCAGAAUGGAUCUCCUCGGUCUCACUGCUGGUUGCCUUCUCUCACCUCUUAAGCAAAAUCACUCCCCUUCAUUUAGUAAAGUUUAUUUGAAAUUAUCCUGCCAUGGAAGGAUACACUGGCCUGUUACACCCAGUAAAAACACACAGAUCAGGCAGUAUUAGACCUAGUCUAUCGAAGGGCAAAGUGGACACUGUAUUGUCAUGUUUGUAAUAAUAAAAAAAGUAACUGUUCUAAUUGAGGCUUGAUUUGGAGCAGGCAAAUCACGGUGAAGUUCAUUCAUAUCAUUGGUCAUUAAUAUGACUUGUGUCAAGUAAUUUACAAAGCCAUAUGGUUAUUUACAUUCAUGAACACGUAUGUACAGUGAAUGACAUUGGAGAAAAUCUUGUGAUACUGUGUUAUGAUACUGUACAUGUAACUGGACAGUACACAAUUUUUUUCCCCCACUGGACAGUCACUACAUAAUUGUAUACCUUUCUUUUUUGCUUAAUAUUUAUUAAUUGUUGGUAAAGACAUUCUGUUUUUAUCUCUUGAAGCACUAUUGGUCACUGAAAGUAUACAUCUUCAGCAGAAAGGCUUUUCGACUGAAUACUGUAGAAACUUCCCUUUUCCCAAUGUCAGUAAAUAGGUUCUCAUAGCCAUGUGAUGUGAGAUGUACUGUAUUCAUCUCUUUGCUCUUAUUCUCUGUCACUGCUGAAUGUUCAUUUGCUUACUGACCGAAGACCCAGAACCUCUGGGAAAGUGGACAAUUAAAAAAGGGAUUAUUGAGUUGUUAUCUGGUUAUGAACGGUUGACAGAUCAGCACUGCAUUGCUGUAAUAAAGCUGCGUGGGGGGAGAAGUUACAUUUGUGUAUUUUAUAUACAAAAUUCCCUAGAAAA
Molecule: messenger RNA, 2242 nt
Organism: Osmerus eperlanus (European smelt)
Lineage: Eukaryota; Metazoa; Chordata; Actinopteri; Osmeriformes; Osmeridae
Product: very-long-chain (3R)-3-hydroxyacyl-CoA dehydratase-like
Exons: 11
Coding region: 227-1309 (360 amino acids)
Biological process (GO): very long-chain fatty acid biosynthetic process; fatty acid elongation; sphingolipid biosynthetic process
Cellular component (GO): endoplasmic reticulum membrane
Molecular function (GO): 3-hydroxyacyl-CoA dehydratase activity
Source: RefSeq, a predicted model, not a curated record